AUGAUUAAAAAUAAAAAUGUCGGAGAAGCGGCUGCAGUGCCCAGUGGAGGAGGCAGGAAGCCAAGCGCGAGCAGGGGCUGGGUGGGCACUGUGACCGGGAUCACCACCAUCGAGGCGGUGAAGCGCAGGAUCCAAGUUCUGUGGCAGCAAGAGGAGGAGGAGGAGGAGCCGCAAGAUGACGAAGAGGAGAGGGCCGAGCACCUGCAGCAGGAAGGUGAGGGGGAAAGGCGGGCCCGGAAGCAGGCCGAGGCCGAGGCGGCCUCCUUGAACCAUAGGAUCCAGCCGGACUGUGCCCAGGAGCACCUGCAAAAGCUGGAGGAAGCAGAGAAAGCCGCUGGUGAGUGUGAGAGAGGUAUGGAGGUUAUUGAGAACCAAGCCUUAGAAGAUGAAGUACAGAUGGAACUCCAGGAAAUCCAACUUAAUGAGGCCAAGCACAUUGCAGAAGAGGCAGAUCAGAAAUAUGAAGAGGUGGCUCAGAAGUUGAUGAUUAUUGAGGAGGACUCAGAAUGCCCAGAGGAACGAGCUGAGCUGGCAGAGUCCCGUUGCUGGGACAUGGAUGAGCAGAUCAGACAGAUGGGCCAGAACCUGAAGUGUCUGAGGGCUGCUGAAGAAAAGCACUCUGAGAAGGAAGACAAAGAUGAGGAAGAGAUAAAGAUUCUCGUGGAUAAACUCAAGGAGGCAGAGACCUGUGCUGAGUUUGCUGAGAGACUGGUAGCCAAGCUGGAGAAGACAAUUGAUGAUUUGGAAGAUAAGCUGAAAUGCACCAAAGAGGAGCCCCUCUGUACACAAAGGAUGCUGGACCAGACUCUGCUUGACCUGAAUGAGAUCUCAAGCACCCCAGUCCGGCCCUGCCGCUGCUCCUCCCGUGACCCCCCGACUCCACUCCAGCCUGCCCAAAGCGGCCUUGAAACCGAGGGCUGA
Molecule: messenger RNA, 921 nt
Organism: Neomonachus schauinslandi (Hawaiian monk seal)
Lineage: Eukaryota; Metazoa; Chordata; Mammalia; Carnivora; Phocidae
Product: tropomyosin alpha-3 chain-like
Exons: 1
Coding region: 1-921 (306 amino acids)
Biological process (GO): actin filament organization; muscle contraction
Cellular component (GO): actin filament
Molecular function (GO): actin filament binding
Source: RefSeq, a predicted model, not a curated record